Saxophila tyrrhenica is the source of this 1794-nucleotide messenger RNA. RefSeq lists its product as uncharacterized. The transcript has a single exon. The record is from RefSeq and is a predicted model, not a curated record. Lineage: Eukaryota; Fungi; Ascomycota; Dothideomycetes; Mycosphaerellales; Extremaceae. The coding region runs from base 1 to 1794 and encodes 597 amino acids.
AUGAAGAUCAUCACAUCCAGAGUCGAGACGUUGCAACGAAUGAACGAGGAUCUGCGCAUUGCCCUGGCAGUCGCCCGAGCCAACAUGUCGCAGCUGGAAAUGGAGAAUCAGUCGCUCAGUGGAAAAGUGGCUUGUGCGGUAAGGGACGCUCAAAAUGAAGUCGAAUGGCGAGACUUCAUGAUCGCUCAGAUGAAGAAACGCUACCUCAAGCUGAAGAGUCAGAGGCGUGGCGAAGACGGCACAGACUCGUUCGGCGUACAGGACGACAAGUUGUUUUGCAAGGAUGAGAACGUGAGCUAUGAGAACGAUGAGCGGGAGGACGUGAACCGGGAGGACGUGAACCGAGAGAACGCAGACCAGGAGAACGCAGACCAGGAGAACGAAAACCAGGAGAACGAAAACCACGACGAGGACCAUGGAGGCCAUGCGCAAAACGAAGACAACGCUCAGGAGCUUGUAGCUCCGGUCAUCAACUGCGACACCGCGCAACUCUGUGAUAAAGCCGCAGACUCAUCACUUGGGGUCGCAAAUCAAGUUUGCAAUCAGCCACUGUCAUCGACAAUCAGCACUGCUUCACUGCCUAUUGAGAUGCCAGAGCCGAUCUGCACUCGUUGUCUAUGGCACCGCGCCUGCCGAAGUCACAACGGGCCUGGCUCCCUCGAAAGUACGACUCGUCUCAACGACCAGGAGUACUACGGAACGAGGUCGCAGGUGUGCGCUGUGCCCGUUGACGUACAACUUGGGCUCAUGAGGGCUGCGCUCGAGCUGGCACAGGAAGCACUCUGGUAUUACCUUCGCAAGCACUGGCCCCAUAUACAGCGCCGUCUCUACCCUGAAAGCCCCAAAGAGGUCAAAUUCGGCCGCGACGAGCUUGCAGACUCUCUUGGUCAAUACUACACCAAGAAGAGCACCCUGGCGUUCUGCAAUACACUCUGUAUCUGCUCUUCGGUGACAAAUUCAAUGGCUGAUCUUCGCAACGCAACCUACCACUUUCGGAGUAUCCCUACCAGCUGGGUUGACUCUCAUAUGCAGAGCGCUCAGGCCAUGGCGAUCGAGGUCCUUGACGAGGCGAGAGCUACCAAAGUAAGGCAGCUGCGAGAUGACCUUCAGGCAGAAUCCACCAAGGCAUUCGAGCUGAUGCGCGGCCUCGUGUUUACAGCGGAGCUCAACGAAGCAUCCUGGGAGAUUCCGUGGCCAUUGCACAUUGAAAGUGACCUGAGAUACCCUCGAGGCUAUCCGGGUCCGCGGGACCAGAAUGACGCUGUGAGAGAGUGUGCGGCAAGGCUCUGGAAAGAGAGACAGGGCGGUGUGUACGAUCGAGACUAUCCAGAGAGAAAGGCAGAGGCGGCCAAAUUCAUGAAAGCGCCAACCUUUCAUCAUGACGACAGCGAGAGGCUCGACGUAGCGACUUCGAGCGGCUUCGAUGCCUCGUAUCACGCCAUCCGCCCCCUUCGCGUGAGCCUCUGCUUCGCUCGGUCUCUUCCGCCAUCAAAGUUGGAGCGGAGGCCAAGUUUCUGGGCCCUUCCUCAUAGCAUUCGCGAGCAAGGUGAAGACCGGCCAUGGGUGUGCGACUUCACAAAGCCUGAACCUGAGGCGGAGCUGGGACCAGAGGAGGUGCUAGAGGCAGAGCUCAAGGAAGAGUGGUCGGAAGAAUGGGACAGGAGAUGCUUUGAGGAGGCGGAGGGCCUCGACGAGAGUGCAGAUCUGGAGGCAGAGUUUCACGAGAAGCAAGAGGAGAGCGCCUUAGAGGAGGCCGUCAAGCUCGAUGAGGACGGCGGAAUGGUCGGCUGGUAG